UGUCUCGAGGGCUCGUGUGGGCCUUCUGUAGUGGCGGGAGAGGAGGGAGGACUCCUCUCUGGUAUUUUAACCUGUAAAGUUGAUGGCCUUCGAGAAACUUCAGUCUCUCAUUUUCAGGGUCUCUUCGCUGUUUAAUUGAAAACGAUGCAGACAGGAGUAAAUUUACCUGUAAGUAAAGCAAGAUUUCAAGAUGGAAAGUCCAUCAAACUCGGCUUUGAUGUUACCUAGCACUCCACAAGCUGGUGCCAAUCCACCAUCUCACCAUUCAAGUAGUUCAAGAAAACAACCUAUGAGUGCAACCCUUAGAGAACGAUUAAGGAAAACCAGAUCUUCAUUUAAUUCCUGUUACAGUGUGGUAAAACGAGUUAAAGUAGAGAGUGAAGAAAAUGAUCAGACUUUUUCAGAGAAAUCAGCACCUUCAACAGAAGAAAGCUGUUUGGAAUUUCACGAAAGGUUUAAACAUACAGAUAGUGAAUUUGAAGAAAGUACAUAUUUAAAAGAUACCUUCAAAAAUAUCAAUGUUUGUGAAUCUAAAUCACUUGAUACUGAGUCAUGCAGUGAUCUCCAAAAUGACUUUAUGAAUGAGAAUCUUGCCAAACAUGAACUAAACAAAGAAAAAGCAAAAUUGAUGAAGCAGAUUCAAGAGAAAGAAGACCUUCUUCGGAGGCUGAAGCUAGUCAAAAUGUAUAGAUCAAAGAAUGACCUGUCUCAGUUACAGUUGUUAAUAGAGAAGUGGAGAAGCUGUAGCCAGCAGUUGCUUUAUGAGUUGCAGUCAGCUAUGUCUGAGGAGAACAAGAAACUAAGCCUUACUCAGCUGAUAGAUCAUUAUGGGUUAGAUGAUAAAUUGCUACACUAUAACAGAAAUGAAGAAGAAUUUAUAGGUGUUUAAUUCAUAAUUUUUUUCUCCAGAAUAUCUUUGUGAAUGACAACUUAAUUAAAAGAUAUUUAUACAUUUUAAAGGGAAGAUAUAAACCAUUAGGGCUUGAAGAAAGGUAUCCUGGUGAACCUGGAUCAAUUUAGAGCCUCUGUUAUAUAAAUAUAAACAAGGUUCAAAAAUGAAAAUUUAGUGUUUUGAAUAAAUUUCCCAAAGAAAACUUACCAGUUAAAGGUGAAAAAAAAAUUUUUUUUAAGUAAAUCAUGUUAAGAUAAUUUUGAGAAUUGUGGAAGUGAGUUUUAAUACAUUGUUUUAUUUAUUGUGGGAAAACAUUUUAUUUUAAAUGUUCACUAGUCCAUCUAGUCAAUGUCUAAACGUCAACUUGUCUAAAAAUGCUUGCCUCCCCUAAGUUUAUGCCUCUGCCUUGUUUUCACACAUUUACCACAUGUUUAUCUGGAUGGUAUAACAGGUGUUUAAACUUAUGUUCCUAAUUAUAUUAGUUUCUGUCUCUUCAAAUUUGUUACUUGCAUUCCUUAUCUCAUUUAGUGAAAUGAUCAUCUAUUUUUUAUAAAACCACAUUUGCUGAUUUCUCACUUCAAGGCAUGGCAUACGGCGUCUUUUACAUUCAUCUGCCUUUCCAAUCAUAUCUGUGAAAAAGGUUAAAGUUAGCAUAUUUAUUCCAUUAAUAGGCUUUCCUGGUGGCUCAGCUGGUAAAGAAUCUGCCUGCAAUGCUGGAGACCUGGGUUCCAUUCCUGGGUUGGGAAGAUCCCCUGGAGAAGGGAAUGGCUACCUACUCCAGUAUUCUGGCCUAGAGAAUUUCAGGGACUGUAUAGUCCAUGGGGUCGCAAAGAGUCAGGCACUGAGUGACUUUCAGUCCAUUAACAGUGACUCAGCCAGAAACCCACCUUCACUGGGGGUGGUACCUAAUCUGUUAUCCUGGCCAUAGAUAGACAUAUGACCCUGACCCAAUCUGUCCCAGUCCUUGAGAAUUUGGAACUAAACUCAAGAAAAGAAAGCCCGUCUCUUUUUGUGACCAGAGCGGUUGUAUGUGAACUUGGAAGCAGAAAAGCUUGUGUGUUUAAGUGUGCCCUUACAGAGAAAGGCAGAGAGAGAACUUUGUGAGUCAGUGGUUUCUUGGUUCUGGGUUCCAGUCUUCCUGAGGAUUUUCUGGGAUUUCUGUUCUUGGGUCGUUUUAAGGGCUAACACAGCUUUGCUUGGGUUUUUUUGUUUUAGUUUCCCCCCGCCAUAAAAAAAAAAAAAAAAAAAAUCUUAAAAAGUACUUCCCUACUACUUGGUAAAUAGCUAUUACCCUAAGCUUACCCCUUCACUCCCAAGUGCUCCGUUUUUUUCAGUCCAGGCCUUCCCCAUGAGCCAAUAAACUUAAUGUUGGCAUAUCAGGACUCUGCUCUUGUAUGCAUCCUACUGUUAGUGCCCAUGUGCCAGUAACUUGCCCUUCUCACCCCACCCCAAUUCUAUCUUCUAGACAUUUCCAUUGUCACUGGCUUCUGUGAAUCCAAGAGGACUGGCCCAGUCCUCACAUGGGCCUUCCCUGGCUCUAGUAUUCCCAGAUGGGCACCCCUGGGAAGCUAUGUUGACCAGCCUCCACUGCUUCUUACUGCUCAGCCUGAGGUCCUAAAUGGGACUGGGGAAGUGGCUUCCCUGGUGAUGGUGCUGGCAUUUGACUGCAGCUGCCCCACUGCUGAUUGGCACAUCUGGAGUCACCCUCAGAUGUCCACUUGGAAGAAGUACAGCAUCAGUGAGACUCUGGCUUGGGA
Dama dama (fallow deer) is the source of this 2649-nucleotide messenger RNA. RefSeq names its product SWI5 dependent homologous recombination repair protein 1 (gene SFR1). Gene Ontology annotation, biological process: double-strand break repair via homologous recombination; positive regulation of DNA-templated transcription. Lineage: Eukaryota; Metazoa; Chordata; Mammalia; Artiodactyla; Cervidae. The coding region runs from base 191 to 889 and encodes 232 amino acids. Gene Ontology annotation, cellular component: Swi5-Sfr1 complex. The transcript has 4 exons. The record is from RefSeq and is a predicted model, not a curated record.